UGAGAAGGACCUGACUGUUGGUCUCAGCCAUGCUGGAUGUCAGAGCUGCUCUCUCAAACGGAACUCUUCUCCACCCUCCAGGGUUUCAUGUGGUGGGGUUCACAGCCAUGCCACAUGCCAACCUCUAUCUGAUUUUCCUGGGUGUAGUUUAUGUCCUCACUGUUCUGUUUAACUGCUUUAUCUUGUGUAUCAUCUGCCUUGACCAUAAGUUACACUCCCCUAAGUUUCUGGCUGUGGCCAACCUGGCCGUGGUGGACAUCCUGUUCAGCUCCUGUGUCAUCCCCGGCAUGCUGAAGAUAUUCUUGUUUAAAGACCCGUUUGUGCCGUUCAACCUGUGCCUUGUUCAGAUGGGGGUGUACUACUGCUGCAGCUCCCUGGAGUCUUUCUCUCUGGCCGUGCUUGCCUAUGACAGACUGAUUGCAAUCUGCUUCCCUCUCAGGCAGCACGCCAUCAACACAAACACCUACAUGCUAUGCAUUCUGGGAAGCAUUUGGGCUUUUUGCCUGAUAACAAUAACAUUUUCAACCUCAAUAAUGAAAAGACUGUCUUUCUGUGACUCUGUGCAAGUGUAUAGCUACUUCUGUGACUAUUCUCCCGUCUACAGACUGGCCUGCAAUGACUACUCUCUGCAGUGGGCCACCGCCGUGAGCCUCAGCAUUGUCAUACUGUUCGGACCCCUCAGCCUCAUCAUAAUGUCCUACAUAAGCAUCUUGAUUGCUGUCUUCAGAAUGAAGAAUGCAGGGAACCGCUACAAAGCACUGGCUACCUGCACAGAGCAUCUCAUUCUCGUGGCCAUUUUCUACCUUCCGACCUUGACUCUGUACAUCAUCGGGUUCUUCUUAUACCGGCUGGACCCAGACAUCAGGAUGGUGACUUUGUCCAUGUCUGCCUGUAUGCCACUCUGCUUGAACCCAGUUGUGUAUUCUCUGAAAACAAAGGAGAUCAAGAGUAAAGCACAGAUACUCUUCUGUAAAUCUACAGUGAGACCCGAGGAAAAACUGUAGCCAAGGUUUCAUACAGUCAUAUGGUGGUAGUCUGUGCCUAGAUAUUAAUGUUCAUCUGCUGUUUCCUUUAAGGGACCAAAAAGGAAAUAGAGUAGAUGAAUGUACUGAUACUGACUGACAGAAGAUGCAUUUAUGUUAUAACUGUUAGGUUUACUAAUGCUGUAGUCAAC
This is a messenger RNA of Clupea harengus (Atlantic herring), 1174 nucleotides long. RefSeq names its product odorant receptor, family 41, subfamily A, member 2 (gene or41a2). Lineage: Eukaryota; Metazoa; Chordata; Actinopteri; Clupeiformes; Clupeidae. Gene Ontology annotation, molecular function: olfactory receptor activity; odorant binding; G protein-coupled receptor activity. Gene Ontology annotation, biological process: G protein-coupled receptor signaling pathway; detection of chemical stimulus involved in sensory perception of smell. The record is from RefSeq and is a predicted model, not a curated record. Gene Ontology annotation, cellular component: membrane.